Messenger RNA from Cantharellus anzutake, 340 nucleotides. RefSeq lists its product as uncharacterized. The coding region runs from base 82 to 252 and encodes 56 amino acids. The transcript has a single exon. NCBI's taxonomy places the organism in Eukaryota, Fungi, Basidiomycota, Agaricomycetes, Cantharellales, Hydnaceae. The record is from RefSeq and is a predicted model, not a curated record.
UCUAAGCGUUUAUGUUUCUGUGUAUUCUCUUUGUUGGCCCGGCUUGUGCGCUCGUAGACAACUAGAUUGUCCCCGAGAACAAUGCGUCCCUUUCGCUCCUCUGGGCCACCUUGUAUAGUCUGCAGCACCAUCCAAGGCUUCUGGAACACUAGUGGCUUCCACACUCACUUUAUGGAAAGCCAAGGGACGGCCAGAAAUGUCAUGGCAACAAGGGUGAUGCAAAUGAUGAUCAACUCUACCUUCAACAAGUGAGCCAAUUCCCUUGUUGGACUGUCAUGCAUGUGGGGACAGACACGGGACGGUUCUUGUUGCAGGCAGGUUACGGGAUCUUCUGCAUUAG